This is a messenger RNA of Mizuhopecten yessoensis (Yesso scallop), 3352 nucleotides long. RefSeq names its product cytochrome P450 2E1-like. The transcript is spliced from 4 exons. Bases 180 to 1667 code for a protein of 495 amino acids. Gene Ontology annotation, biological process: xenobiotic metabolic process. Gene Ontology annotation, cellular component: cytoplasm; intracellular membrane-bounded organelle. Lineage: Eukaryota; Metazoa; Mollusca; Bivalvia; Pectinida; Pectinidae. The record is from RefSeq and is a predicted model, not a curated record. Gene Ontology annotation, molecular function: iron ion binding; oxidoreductase activity, acting on paired donors, with incorporation or reduction of molecular oxygen, reduced flavin or flavoprotein as one donor, and incorporation of one atom of oxygen; heme binding.
GUAUAAUACUUCGUACCGCACGUGUUAUAGCAUGUACUCAAUCUAUCCUCGAUAGUUACACUUGUACACUAAUUACAGCAGGCCAUCGAUUCGUGUCCACUAUAUGGCUAACAAGUGUGUGUAUAGCAGGCGUUCUGCUCCACUUAUCACACCGGGUUAUUUCUGACAGUAUUGUAAACAUGGACGCCGCCACAGGAUUGGUGUUUGUUGUGGUAUUUCUGUCAGUUUACACAUUAUUGUCCAGAACACGACAAUCAAAGACAACAACGAACAGGAAACUGCCGCCAUGUCCACCCUUCUGUCUGCCGAUCGUCGGUCAUCUGCCAUUACUGGCUCAGAGAGACUUGCUAGAAACAUUGACAUUACAAAGACAGAAGUUGGGCGACAUCUACCGUCUGCAAAUUGGAAGAACCACGGUGGUAGUUAUUAGUAGCUACCGUCUGCUCUAUACGGCUUUCGUGAAAAACGCUGACAUCUUCUCAGACCGUCCACACACAGUCUUCUUGGAGUUAUGUAAAGACAACGGUAUAAUACUUCUUAAUGGCCCAAGAUGGAAGAAUCAAAGACAAAUAGUACUUAAAAAUUUCAGACACUUAUGCGCAAGGACAACAAUCUUGGAAACGAUUAUCCAUAAACAAAUCCAUCGUUUCCAUGACAACAUUUCUUCUCUAGAUGGCUGUGCUGUGGACCCAAAACAACUCCUAAUUGAUGUUAUUUCAAGUGUAGUAGGCGAGGUCAUGAUUGGCAAAAUAUUUGAUACCGAUACAGUUAAAUUCAAAAGCUAUGUAGAGCAACACAAUGAGGUAGUUCAUUUAACCGCGAAGGCAGUCAUCCUGGACUUCUUACCUUUUCUCCGAUACCUCCCAGUAGAUUUGUUCAACCAUGCCAGAGUGGAGGAUCUACACCAGAAAACUACGUCUUUCGUGAAGGGAAAGAUUGGUGAGAAGCUGCAACAGAGUUUGGGCGAAGGGGAACCACGUGAUCUGAUGGAAGCGUACCUCAAAACCAGUGAAUCUGAACUAGACGAAGAUCAGGUGACCCAGACGGUGUCCGACAUGUUCGCCGCGGGUUUGGAGACCACUGUAAGUACGCUACGCUGGGCCCUGGUUUAUCUCACCCAGUACCCGGAUGUCCAGUCACGUCUACAGCAGGAGGUAGACCAGGCUCUCCCAGCGGGCACUCUUCCUUCUAUGGCUGAUAAACAGGCAAUGCCAUAUGUUGAGGCGUUCGUUAUGGAACUUCUCAGACAUUCUGAUGUUGCGCCUGUCGGACUUCUUCAUACAGUUAAUUGUGACACAUAUCUUGAUGGGUAUUUUAUACCCAAAGGAACCACCAUUAUACCAAACAUUGACUCUGUACUCAAGGACCCAGACAAUUUCGAAAGUCCGUAUGAGUUCAAACCAGAACGUUUUAUUGAUGCAGAAGGGAAAGUUUUCAAACCGGAGACAUUUAUUCCGUUCUUCUUUGGAAAACGGUUAUGUGUGGGUGAGCAAAUAGCCCGGGCGAACCUGAUGCUGUUCCUGACGUCACUGGUCCAGGCUUACACAGUGAGUCGUCAUGCUGAUGACACAGAACCAGUCCGUGGAGCCUUAAAUAUUACCUACUGUCCCAGCGACUUCAAAGUCUGCUUUCACAAACGAGACGUAACUCACCAAGGAAGGAUGUAGACACGUUCGUAACCUAUCAGCCACCUCUGUUUAUUUAGUUGUCAAAUUUGACUCACUAAAGUUUAUAAUCCGUAUCAGGAUAUUGUGAUUAAAUGCGUCCUUGCUGUCGACUAAUAUCCCAUUUAGCCAGGGUUUUCUACUAGGGUGAUUUCAAACCUGGUACCUUCGGGAUAACAGUAUCUGUCUAAGAUUUUACAAACGACAUCAAGAAAUAUACCACAUGUUGGUAAACAUGCGUAUCCUCAGGAGGGCCUGGUGUCACUUCCGCGUCCAUUUCUGCUAUUGUCUCCUCAGUACCUUAUGUCUGUUAGUGUUUAGAAUAAGAUUUUAUUAUUGUGUGUAUUGAGACCAUGGUAUACAUGUUUUAGAACCGCCCAUAUCCCCAUGGAAAACUGAUUUUGCAAAGAUAAUUACUAUCAGGGUUGUCCGUUUUUUCAAUGUCAAACCUAAUUUGGUUUCUUUUUCGCUAAUUUAUAUACCUAUUUCUAAAAUCAGUCAGAUUUGACAGUGGAGUUAAGGUUUUUAAUUACUCAUCUGAACUUCUGAGUAUAAGACACAUUUCAUCUUGAAUUGUACCAAGACAUUUCAUUUACACAAUAAACGUCCCACCUAUUCCAUUCAAGCUACAUGCUAAAUAUCAAGAUACGUGUAAGCUUGCCUAGAUUAAAGUCAUUUGAAUUUUCAUAAUGUAUGACCUCUGUGACCCUAAAAGUGGCCAAGGUCAUUCAUUUAAACAAAUUUUAUGGAGUUGAGGAUCAAAGGCACAUAUAAUAACAUGAAAUAUUCAGAUAAUUAAGGAGAAAUGCUUGAAAUAUAUUUUAAUCCAGUAACCUUAAAAGUGAGUAAAUGUUAAACACCAGAACUAAUUCGGUUACCGGCCGCCUUAAUGAGGGAUUAGUCGCCAUGGCACUGUAUACUUCAUAAGAAUAUUCAGCUCAUCAACAGGAAUAAUAUUCCGGAGGAAAUUCGUUUUAAUCCUUCGUUGGCCAAAUUUAAAGAUUAUCUCGACCAAAACUUAAGGGGACGCCCCUUGAAUAUUAUUAUGAAGGAUCGAGACAGUAUCAAUUAUAUCAUACUAGACUACGUCUCGGAUGCAGUUCUUUAAAACGCCAUCUCUUUGAAAGAAAUCUUGUUGACAAUCCCUUAUGUUCAUGUGGCCAUUUUGUAGAAGACAGCUCCCACUAUUUGUUGACUUGUACUGAUCACAAUGAAUCACGCCACGGAUACUUGACUACUUUGCCUUACCAAUUAAGUGUUGAUUUAUUACUGUUUGGUGAUGUAUCAAGAACGUAUGAUCAAAAUGUAAAAACAUUUCAGCUUCUCAAAAUGUUAUCAUAUCAACAAGAAUAUUUACAAGCAAUUAUAACUAAACUACAUUAAGUUAUCAUAAUAAACUGCAUCAGUUACUUUCUUUAUCCCUAAUAUAAUGUUCUAUCUUUCUUUCUUAACAGUUGAAAUGUCUAUGUAAUUGUACAUGUUUAUUUACACGAAUAAACUAACAGCUGUUCAAAUCGCUUUUUGUCCGGGGUCCUUGUCGAUCUGCCAUUGAAGAAUGCUUGUCGCUAUUAGGAGUCACGGUAGUCUAGCGGGUUCAUGUUCAAGUCACGGCACGACACCGUGUUGUAUCUUUGAGCAGGAUACUUUACUCCGCUUGUUCCAGUCUACUCAGCUGUAAAUGAGUACGU